Messenger RNA from Oryzias latipes (Japanese medaka), 1382 nucleotides. It is a transcript of the gene cav4a, whose product is annotated as caveolin 4a. Gene Ontology annotation, molecular function: molecular adaptor activity. Gene Ontology annotation, cellular component: sarcolemma; caveola; focal adhesion. NCBI's taxonomy places the organism in Eukaryota, Metazoa, Chordata, Actinopteri, Beloniformes, Adrianichthyidae. The record is from RefSeq and is a predicted model, not a curated record. Gene Ontology annotation, biological process: caveola assembly; cell differentiation; regulation of cytosolic calcium ion concentration.
ACUGUGGUGUUCCCAAUAUAACUGCAGUGGACUGCCAGCUGGUGGGGUCCAGAGAGUAGGCUUUGUCCAAUCUGCUGGAGAAAAAAGUCUUCUAGCUUGCUCUAUCAAAAGUAGGAUUUCUGCAAAGGCUCAAAUGGAUAGCGAGAUGGCAGAGGAGGAUUCAGAGGAAGUGGAGAUUGAUUUAAGCGACUCCAAUGAAUCUCCAGAGCUCGAAAAAGAGGAGGAAACUCAGACGCUGUGGAAGGCCCAGCCCUCUGUGGAAGAAGAGGAAAACAUUCACACAUCCACGCUAGUGGAAAUCAGCGAUACCAAACCUUUGAUUAAAACCAGAGACCCCCGAGGAAUCAACGACUGUCUCAAGGUAACAUUUGAAGAUGUGAUAGCUGAGCCAGUGUCAGUGCGCAGUGGAGACAGAGUCUGGAUCUGGAGCAAUGCCCUGUUUGAGGUGUCAAGGGUUUGGCUAUACAGAAUCCUUACGGUGGUUUUGGCCAUUCCAAUGUCUGUUUUGUCUGGAGUGCUCUUCGCCAUCUUCAGCUGCUUCCACGUCUGGAUGGUUGGUCCCUGUGUUGAGUACGUCCUCAUCGGCACUCGAUGGCUGCAGAGCCUGUGGAAUGUCGUUCUGGGAGUGUUUGUCCUUCCUUUCUCCAGAACUGCAAAGAGAUGUUGUGGAGGCUUCAGCAUCCACCUGGCCGAGGAGUGAGACUCGCAGUCAAGAAGGCGUCCACAAUAGAUUUUCUAUGAAGUUGUGAACGGUUUUAAAUUUCAUAUGAGAGUGUUGAUUGUUUACUCUUGCAUAUUUAAACAAAAGAAAAAAAACAUUUUUCCAGGAUGUCGUUAAAAUAAAUCAGAACAGUAUCUGUAGGCCCUCGUAAUCCCACUCUUUUUUUCUCUUUAUUUUGAGAGAGUAAUGUUGAAGUUCAGGAAGUAACAAUUUGCUUGGCAAAACAUCUUUAUUUGAUUUGUAAGAAGUAAAAAUAAAUGUUUGGGUGAGAUUUUCUAACUUUUAUAUGUAUUAAAACUGCUUCAAUUUUUUUUGUCAUGAUAAGACAGUUCAUUAUGUGGGAGUAUUAAUCAAUAAAGAUUCAUAAUCAACCAUUUUUACUUCAAAUUAAAGUAAACAAAUAAAGCAUACAUGAAUACAAUUUGUCAUAGCGAACGCCUUAAAACGUUUAACAUUGAUACCUUAAGACUUUUUUUUAGGAUUUGCUAAUGUGAGACAUACUAGACUAAAUUUUCUUUUAACAUCACGGGUAAAUCCUUCCAUUUGUCUAUUAAUGCUUUUCUUCAUGCUUUUCUUACUAUUCAGUGAUCAGUUAUUUAUGCCUAGAACGACCAGAAGGGGGCGCAUGUGACUUAUCGAGUAAAUGCUCUCGAAGAUAAAA